Molecule: messenger RNA, 1662 nt
Organism: Wasmannia auropunctata (little fire ant)
Lineage: Eukaryota; Metazoa; Arthropoda; Insecta; Hymenoptera; Formicidae
Exons: 4
Coding region: 584-1084 (166 amino acids)
Biological process (GO): septate junction assembly
Cellular component (GO): membrane
Source: RefSeq, a predicted model, not a curated record
GGGGGACUCGUAACUCGUAAAGUGUCGCGUAUCGCCGCGCGCGUACGCGGGCUGUAUACGCCGCGUAUACGUUCUCCGCGUUUCAGUUCGAGCUGCACUGCCGCACGGCGCGGGCACGUUUCUGUAUGACGCACGCGUCGCGACGCGCAACAGUAACUACUAGUAGUGUGUAUGCGCGCGCGUUAUUAGACUCGCCUCCGGCAAUAAUCGGCCGCGUUUGAAGAGUGAAGAAGUGCGUUUCUUGGACUGCUUCUCGGACUCUGAAAGAGCAGGAAGAAGGGAACCGCUGCGACGAGAUCCACCACGGGAUCUUCGCUCUUACACGAAGUUCCCCUGGUGUUCCUCGUGGCGGACACUCUCGGAGUCGCGGCGGCAUACGCGGAGUCGAAGUGAAAUCGAGUCGAGUUUCGCUGGCGAAGCGAUAGAAGGUGACGGUGCACGUGGACGGGAGCGCGUGUCAGGGUCGCCAAGACCGAGAAAGGGGCAGCACACACGCACAGGGAAGAAAGAAUCGAUCGUCAUCAAAUUGAACUGAAAAUUCUUCAAACUGGGCGACGGAAAAGGAAAACAUAGACGGGUAAGAAUGGCGGACGAGGCGCAGCAAAGUCAACAGCCGACUACCAAGAGGCACAAGGUUCUAAGUCAUCUACCCAUCGCCAUCAAAGUGCUCGAAGUGAUACUGGCUAUUUUUGCCAUCGGCCUGGCGGUGGAUCCGAUGAACUCGUUCCAGCGCGUUUUCAACAGGCCGCGAUUCAAGCUGGACGACUCGGCCACUAUCUACGUCUCGGUCGCCGGCUAUCUUCUCAUUAACGCGCUCUUCAUUAUCAGCCACAUGCUGGGCGAUCGUAUACCGAAAAGAACGUUGCUGAUGUUCGCGUCUGUGGGCGCGUUUAUGCACGUGGUGGCCGGAAGCUUGAUGGUCCAUAAUUGGCGCCAGAUGAACGGUCCUUACUAUUACGUGCACAACAAUGAGAUCCAUCCCAGCAAGCAGUACAUGGACAUGCUUAUAUCAGCGGCCGUGUUUACAUUCGUGGCCGCCGCGGCAUUUGUCGCGGAAAUUAUCGCUAUUAUAAGAUACGCGUGAAUACGCGCGUCUCUCGCGUAAGAAGAUCCGUUGAUUCAAGCGAGUUGAAGGAUUCGCGAGUAUCACCAAAGCUAUGUGGAUAGUCCGUUUAAGAAAAAAAAGGCAGAAGAAAAAUAUGUAAGAUCUUAAUCGUUUAACGUUUAUUAUGAGCAGUUUCACCGAGCUUUCCGAAAUCAGCGGCUAUUAAUUUGAUAUGCUACGAUAUUUCGUGAAUCGAAAGAGUUUUGAAAAAUUGUGUUUUUUAAGGCUCCUGACUUACACUCACAAGCCAAGACUCCAUGUUGACGGUGGCGACACUAUAUCGCGGUAGAAAUUACAACUUUGUUCGGCCCGUUUUACAUAUGCCAUAUGUCAUAAGUCGUAAGCCAUAAAAAUUCUACAAUAUGUCGUAUGCCGGUAAGUAGUAAGAAUUGAUCAAUUAUAAUCGAAUGUGAAGAAAAUAUGCCCGACUAUGCUUGAUCAAUGCAGCUUACGAAACCGGCAUAAAACAUAUUGUAGAGCGGACUGUACUGUAAAAAAGUUGACGACGAAACUUUGUCUUGCAUGCCAUUUUGUUAUUAUAUGGUUAAUUGUGAAAA